AUGCGCCAAGCAUCUCACCCACGAGAUCUUUCAACACUCGCCGACGUUCCCGCUUUCCAAGAUGCUAAGAUUCUAUUGUUAGGUGUACUUACACUUACCGCCCGAUUCCAUCCCGAAUUAAUCGCAUACCAUGCACCAGCGAAUUCCCCUCGGCCAAACGACCCAUUGGCUGCAAGCGAUUACUAUGCCACCGCUUUAACCUCGACCAUAUUCGGAGCUGGAGGCCGAGAUCUAAGCACCCCUACAACUGAACGGAUCCAGGCGCUCUUGAUGCUUGGUCUCUACGAGUGGGGUCAAACUAGAGGUCUUAGCGCUUGGGUUUACGUCGGUAUUGCGACUAGGCUAGCACAAGCAAUGGGUCUACCUUACGAGGAUGAUCCAUCAGCUAGAACUUUCAAGUCUGAGACCGUAGUCACUGCUAGUUCAUACAGACCCGAGGUGAACAAGCACCCAGCACGUGAUACUGCGAUCGAGAAGGAAGUGAGAAGACGUACUUUUUGGAGUUGUUUUAUCAUGGAUCGUAUGCUUUCCGCUGGAAAGGCCAGACCUACCAUGGUUGAGUCUGAGACUCUACGAGUACAAUUACCUUGUUCUGAUGAUCAAUUCUUAUUCACUCAAUCCGUUCAAACAGGUUACCUGAAUCGAGAUUUUGAGAAAGUUACCAUGACCAAUACCAACGUUCAAGAAGGUGGUGUGCUCAGCAGGUAUUGUCGUUUGGUAGAAAUUUGGGGUAAACUUUCAAAGUGGAGUCUUCACGGAGGUCGCCGAACGGAAACUUUGCCUCCAUGGGAUGAAUCCACACAGUUCUAUAAACUUUCCCAUGAAUUGGAAGAGUUCUAUAGUGGUUUACCGGAGAAUCUUAUCUUUUCCGAGGACAACUUAAAUGCACAUUUGGAAAAACGAAAUGCGACCACAUAUGCAAGUUUGCAUACACUCGUAUCUUUAUGUCGAAUCAUGCUUCACAGGGAAUACAUACCUUUCAUCCCUCUUCGGGCUGAUAAACCUUCUGGUCCUUUGGAUGAACCAACAUUCCCAAAAGACAAAUUCGAUAUACCAGAAGGAUUUUGGGAACAGAGUGCCGAUUCACUUUUCUCAUCGGCAAGGGACAUUGUUGAUAUCAUGAGGACUUGCCAGGACAAUAACGCUUUACCCGAAUCACCAUUGUUUGUUUUCGCCCUCUUCCAUGCAGCGUUUACCGGUGUUUACUCAGUCCAUUUCCCACAAAUGGAUCCAAAUGAUUAUAUGGGUGAAAGUCGAUCCGCCUUACCUAUCAAGAUCCUAAAAGAUAUGGUUCCGAGGUUGACCAUGGCAAGAGCUUACCACAAAAGGAUUGAGCUGAUGAUGAGAUAUUACAAGGCGGUAAAGAAUGAAUUCAGGAGGUAUAAGAAGGAUGUUUCAUGGAAAGGUGGCGGAUUAGAUGAGUGGAAGGGAUUCGAAAAAGAUUUGAAGGAAUUCGGUAGCCUUGAAGAUACUGCCGGAGGUGACUCUCAUUCCGAUGAUUAUCCAAACAACCGCUCUCGAUGUAGUACUAGCGACCUUGGUUCUACUACUACUAACCCUAAUCCUAAUGGCGAGCCAAUGCAAGGUGUUGAAGGAGCAGGAUCAAGACCACCUUCUAAUUGGGCACCAAUCAAUGCCUCAAAUAACACCAUUAUGGAGAUGCAACAAAGUACUGGUGCGCAAUACAUAGCAAACGGAGCUUAUCAACCAAGUCCCAAUCAAAAUUCCAAUUCACCUAACUUGAUUAGUCCAGGAAAUGGCGAAUCAGCAUCAAGUAUUAACUCUCCUUAUAGUAAUCAAGGACAAGCUCAAAAUUAUAGUCAACUUCAACAAAUGGGUCAUUAUCAUCCUCCAAUGGCUCAUCAACCUCAUAAUAUGGCACCCCCAGGUACUCAAACUGGAUGGAAUAGAGAUUCAGCUGCUUCACUCUUACCUUUCGAUGCAUGGAUUGAUGAUUUGGAAAGUAUUUCAAUGAAUACUCAUAACAUGGAAAACUUUACCCAAUCAUUUGGUGAUGCAGGUCAACCAUGGAAUGCUACACAAUUUGGAGCGACACCUCAAAAUAAUUGGGUUCAAGUUCUUGACAGACAUCCUGGUAAUUGGAAUUAA
Sclerotinia sclerotiorum 1980 UF-70 is the source of this 2109-nucleotide messenger RNA. RefSeq lists its product as hypothetical. Gene Ontology annotation, biological process: DNA-templated transcription. Bases 1 to 2109 code for a protein of 702 amino acids. The transcript has a single exon. Gene Ontology annotation, cellular component: nucleus. Gene Ontology annotation, molecular function: DNA binding; zinc ion binding. The record is from RefSeq and is a predicted model, not a curated record. NCBI's taxonomy places the organism in Eukaryota, Fungi, Ascomycota, Leotiomycetes, Helotiales, Sclerotiniaceae.